AAUACCACAAUUUUAUAAAAGUGCAGUAGUCACUUAUCUUCGUCGAGCAUUUAUUUUGCCCCUACAUACGACCUACAGCACCUCCUAGUUCCUUCUGGCAAUGGGUGAAAUAUCUGUUAUUCGUCAGGCUGCGGAAGCCGUGGAGGUACCGUACAAGGUUACUCAAGUGCUGGAUUGUGAUGAAGCAGUCAGACUUGACCAAAUCAUUGGCCAGCUCGAUAUACCAAUUAGGUACCUUAAGGAUGUCGCUCAGGCAUUUUAUGCUGAGUUGGUUAACGGUCUUAUGGCUCACAGAAGGCACCGUAACUUAUGGUUACCUAAUGAGUGUAGCUUCAAGAUGUUAGAUUCCUAUAUUACUCAUUUGCCAACUGGUAAUGAGAAGGGUUGUUACUAUGCUAUAGAUUUCGGUGGAUCUAACUUGAGAGCCGUCCGUAUCAAUGUUACUGGUACUGGUACUAUGGAGAGAAUGCAGUCAACAUUUAGUUUGAGGCAUGCCACUGCCCUUCGACCAAAGGGUUUGCUUGACCGUACUGCAACUGCUACUGAGCUUUUCGACCAUUUUGCGAAGAACAUUGGCAAUCUUAUGGAAGAGGCUGGUGAUGUAUCAGAUCCCGGUCAUAUUUACCCUGUUGGCUUUACCUUUUCAUUCCCGUGCACUAUGUUAUCAAGGCGCAAUGCCAUUCUUCUUGACUGGACUAAGGGUUUUGAGACUGGUCGUGACACAACUGAGCAGGUUGAGGGUCGUGACAUUGGUAUGCUUAUGGACGAGGCCUUCAAGCGCAACCAUGUUAACGCCAGGGUGUCCAUUAUUCUCAACGACACUGUAGGAACUCUUAUGUCAGUUGCUUAUCAGAAGCCUCCUGGUUACCCUGAAUGCCGUAUGGGUCUCAUUCUUGGUACUGGUUUCAAUAUAUGUUAUGUUGAGCAUGAUUACCUUCACUACGGUUACAUUGGUAAGGUUGUCAACAUUGAGUGUGGUAACUUCGACAAGCUGUUACCUACUACUCCAGUGGACUUUGAGAUUGAUUGGUACACGUCCAACAGUGGCAGGGGUAUGAUGGAGAAGCUCAUUGCUGGAGCCUACCUUGGUGACAUCAUUAGGAGGAACAUGCUUCUAUAUCUACGCGAGAAAGCACCCGCUAAAAUGUGGAACAUUGGCACUUUCACUUCUAUUGAUGCAGCUGAGAUAUUAAACGACCAGUCUGAAACCUUUGAGAAGGCUAAGGAGAUCGUUAAGGAGAACUGGGAUGCUGUAUUGGAGCAUCACCAUUUGGCAGGUCUUAGGAGAAUCUGUGAGGCUGCAUUCUCAAGGUCUGCUGGUCUUGCUGCUGCUGCCAUCACUGCUACUGCUCGCAAGACGAGGUCUUAUGUCACCAACAAGACCACGUGUGCUGUUGAUGGAUCACUGUAUGUUAAGAACCAGUGGUACAGGGACAGGCUUGCUUACUACCUUGAGAAGGUCAGCAGGUCUGACCUUAUAGGAUCAGUUGUGAUGUAUGCCUGUGAUGAUGGAUCAGGCAAGGGUGCUGCGAUUGCUGCUGCCAUGAUGGCGGAGGACUGAGUACACACUGGAUUCUAUAUGUUCAUUUUUUGUUAAAAAAAGAAAGUAAAAAUUACUUCAAAAUAUUAUUAGGAGG
Molecule: messenger RNA, 1637 nt
Organism: Babesia bovis T2Bo
Lineage: Eukaryota; Apicomplexa; Aconoidasida; Piroplasmida; Babesiidae
Product: Hexokinase family protein
Exons: 2
Coding region: 101-1561 (486 amino acids)
Biological process (GO): glycolytic process; intracellular glucose homeostasis; glucose 6-phosphate metabolic process
Cellular component (GO): mitochondrion; cytosol
Molecular function (GO): D-glucose binding; glucokinase activity; mannokinase activity
Source: RefSeq, a predicted model, not a curated record